AUGAAGGCCACCAAGAAUCCUCAGCCCGUAUCGGCCUCCCAUACUGAGAAUGUUCCUUCACUUCAGACUGCCCCAGCCAUCGAGGAACGUACAACAAAGGGUCUGAUCGUCGGAGGAAAAUACCGGGACGAACUUUCAGAAGAGCACAUCCAGCACUACGACAGCAGCUUACUGCAAGAGGUCGACGUCGAUCUUCCUCUUACAGCUACAAAGCCUAAGCAGCACGAUGGCCAGGAAUUUAUCGUGCUUGACUUCGUGGAUGGAGAUAAGGAGAACCCCUUCAACUGGAGUUCCGGCCGAAAGGCAUUCAUCAGCUUGCUUCUUUGCCUCAUGACACUUUUUAUUGGUCUUGCCACGACAGCAUACAGUUCUGGAAUUUCACGCAUGGCAGUGGAUCUAGGAACAUCAGAGGAAAUUGGAAAACUUGGUCUAUUCACCUUCAACUUUACAUGUGCACUUGCUCCCCUUUUUCUCGCUCCAUUCUGUGAGCUGGCUGGUCGACGAGUCAUCUAUGUCGGUGCCUAUGUCUGCUUUUGUCUUAUGUUCAUCGGCCUCGCGCUAGGCAAGAACAUUGCCACGAUCCUAGUCUGUCGUGCCUUGCUGGGUCUUUUCGGUUGUGUUGGUACAAUCCUUGUUGGUGGAACCUUUGGAGAUAUGUAUACACCUGAGCAUCGUGCUAUCCCCAUGGCUUGCUUCUCAUUCAUCGCCAUCCUCGGUACAGUCGGUGCACCCAUCUACGCCGGUUUCAUCGACCAGGCACUCGGCUGGCGCUGGCUCGAGGGUAUCCAAGGUCUGGCCAACAUCCCCCUUGGUAUCGUUAUUGCAACUUGCCUACCCGAGACUCGUGGCAGUGUGUGUCUUAGCCAGCGUGCGAAGAAAAUCCGCCAGGCCACCGGCGACGACCGUUUCGUGACCCACAGCGAUAUUGAAGCCCCCGGUAUUAAGCAUAUGUUGCACAACUCCUCUGUCAAGGCCGUGAAGAUGCUCUUCAGCGAGCCCGUCGUCUUCGCCUUCGGUCUGUGGAUCAGUUUCGCUUGGUUCCUAACCUUCCUCUUCCUCUCCGUCAUCCCAAUCACCUUCCAAGAAAAGCGUGGCUGGAACGAAGGAGUCUCGGGUCUUCCCUACAUAUCCCUCUGCCUUGGAACCACUAUCGGUUUCGGUCUCAACUUCUUCCAAAUCAGAAAGUACAAGUCCCUCUCCUCUGACCCGAACGUUGAGGUCGCGCCCGAAGCUCGGUUGUACGGUGCCCUAUGCGGAGCCGUCUGGCUGCCAGUUGGUUUGUUCAUCUAUAGCUUCACCCAGUACAAGGGUCUCCACUGGAUGGGCCCAGUAAUCGGACUGGCCCUCAUCACUAUCGGUAUCUUCUUUAUCUUCGAGUCCUGUUAUAGUUAUACGGCCGAUUGCUACGGGGAACACUCUUCUUCUGCUAUUGCCGGUCAGGGUUUCAUGCGAAACACCCUCGGUGCUGUCUCGCCGCUGUUUGCUUCCCAGUUCUUCCACAACAUGCAUAGUCAGUACGCUGGAUUAUUAUUGGCAUUGGUUGCAACCGUCUUGACAUUUAUUCCGUUCAUUCUAUUCAAGUUUGGUCCUGCACUACGUGCACGCUCUCGCCUUGCCUCUGCCACUGUGAAUGGUACCAACUAA
Messenger RNA from Penicillium griseofulvum, 1644 nucleotides. RefSeq names its product Major facilitator superfamily domain, general substrate transporter. The record is from RefSeq and is a predicted model, not a curated record. Bases 1 to 1644 code for a protein of 547 amino acids. Lineage: Eukaryota; Fungi; Ascomycota; Eurotiomycetes; Eurotiales; Aspergillaceae. Gene Ontology annotation, molecular function: transmembrane transporter activity. Gene Ontology annotation, biological process: transmembrane transport. The transcript has a single exon.